This is a messenger RNA of Priapulus caudatus, 1599 nucleotides long. Its product is annotated as snurportin-1-like. Gene Ontology annotation, biological process: snRNA import into nucleus; protein import into nucleus. The transcript has 12 exons. NCBI's taxonomy places the organism in Eukaryota, Metazoa, Priapulida, Priapulimorpha, Priapulimorphida, Priapulidae. Gene Ontology annotation, cellular component: nucleus; cytoplasm. The annotation marks the transcript as partial. Gene Ontology annotation, molecular function: nuclear import signal receptor activity; protein binding. The record is from RefSeq and is a predicted model, not a curated record.
CCCAUCGCACCGUGCUGGCAGUGACGAUUUGACGUCACAAUGGAGGAGCUGACGGAGGGUCUCGCCGCGUCAUUCAGCAUAUCGCAACAAGAAAACAGCACGGCCGCGGAGCAUCCACGCUUCGCACAGUACAAGGCGAAGCUUGGCGCAUCUGGGCAGGAUGAGAGACGAAGCAGACAACUCGAGCUACAGAAGAAGAAUAGGAGCAGCGUUGUGAAUCAUCUACGGAGACUCGCGGGAAGUGACAGCUUCGCACAGCAAGAGCAGAUUGACGACGAGGAAGAUGCUGCGAAUGAUGGGGAGGAGAUGGAGGUCGAUGUAAAGUCCAAGAAGCGAGCGCCAUAUUACCGAAACAAGUUGAUGUUGUCAGAAUGGCUGGUGGAUGUGCCAGCGGACCUCUCAGAGGAGUGGAUUCUCGUUCCGUGUCCCGUUGGGCGUCGAAACCUUGUUGUAGCGGCAAAGGGCGUCACGAGCAGUUACACGAAAGCCGGCCAUCUGCUCUCAAAGUUUUCAUCACACUUACCAGGUGGAUACAGAGGGCAUGCCAAGAGGAGUGCAGAAUAUACCUUGCUCGACUGCAUACUGAGCGAAGCAGAGAGAAAGUACUACGUACUGGACGUCAUGAGUUGGAAUGGACAUCCAGUUGUGGACAGUGAGACAGAUUUCAGAUUCUUUUGGCUGAAAUCCAAGUUGGAUGAAAUUCCAAAGUUGGCAGAGUAUUCAAAGCUUAAUCCCCUCAAGUUUGAAGGCUUGCCAACUUACCAGUGUACACCAGAUGGCGUGGCUGCAGCUUUGGAGGCAAAUUUUCCAUUUCAGGUUGACGGAUUCCUGUUCUACCACAAGCGCACUCACUACACGUUCGGACCGACGCCGCUGGUCGGAUGGCUGAAGCCCUACAUGAUGGAGGAACUGCUGGGAGUAGCUGUGCCGGAGAAGCAUCGGGCCGGCAUGCCGCCGCACUACGCCAACCUCCGGCAGCACAUAGCCGAUUGGGAGCGGGAGAGCAGAGAAGCGCGGAAAACGCGGAAGCACAGGGGCGGUGGCUGCGACAACAGGGGCGGUGGCGGUGACAACAGGUUGGCGGCGACAACAGGGCCACAGGCGGCGAUAGCGCGAGGAGAUGGCCGAUGUGCCCACGACGCCGUAACACGGGGACACGGUGCCCACGACGCCGUAACACGGGGACACGGUGCCCUCGACGCACGUGACACGGGGACACGGUCCCACGACGGCCGUAACACGGGACACGGUGCCCACUCGACGCCGUACGUAACACUGGGGACACGUGCCCUCGACGCGCGUGACCAGGGAGCACAGUGUCCACGACACUGCCCACGACGUCGUGACACGGGGACACAGUGCCCACGACGCAGGAUGACACUGGCUGAACCAGUGCCACGGUGCCGACACAGUGACCACGACGCCGUGACACGGGGACACAGUGUCCACGACGCCGUGACACGGGGACACAGUGCCCACGACGCCGUGGCACGGGAACACGGUGCCCACGACGCUGUUAUCAACGAUCCAGGCUUGACCUCAGAACUUCAGAGACGUUGCCGUGUGCUAUUCAUAGACGCAUCGACGCAGCUCGGUGCG